AUGGAUUGGAAUUAUAAAAUUUUCGUCGUAGGGGACUUGCGAGUGGGUAAAACGUGUUUGGUAAAGCGGUUUUUCAAAAAAUCUUUUUCCGUCAAUUACAUCUGCACCAUGGGCAUGGUCUUAUCUUCCAAAACGAUGAAUGUAUCACGAAUAAGAACUAGGAUAAAUGUAUUUGAUAUGUCAGGAGCAGAACUGUUUAAAUCUAUUUGGUCAAUUCAUUAUAAAAACGCUGUGGGAGUUGUACUCGUUUACGACAUCACGAAACUAGAAUCAUAUGAAAAUAUGUUAAAAUGGUACAGUGAUGUUUCAAUUCAAGUCAAUCCUUCUGCUGUUUUUAUUCUAGUUGGAAAUAAAAGUGACUUGGAAAUGAAUCGAGAGGUUCCAACAGAACUGGCCAAAAACUUUGCAAAAUCUCAUGACUUUUUAUUUAUGGAGACAUCAGCUUUAAAGGAUGAGAACGUACGCCAAGUUUUUCAAGAAUUAUCUUUGGAAAUCCAAUCUUUUAAUCUUGGAUGCAUUUAUCAUUUGGAAAAUCAGAGUCGCAGUACUGUUAACGCCAGUUCACUUGUCAAUGUGAAACCAUAUCCUCGACCCAAGCUAAUAACUAAGCCACGGGAGUGUUGUCCAUAUAGCUGUUGGAAAAUACUGCUGUUCGGGUAA
Molecule: messenger RNA, 660 nt
Organism: Nezara viridula (southern green stink bug)
Lineage: Eukaryota; Metazoa; Arthropoda; Insecta; Hemiptera; Pentatomidae
Source: the annotation of a GenBank genome assembly